Messenger RNA from Mycena indigotica, 1458 nucleotides. Its product is annotated as HTH TFE/IIEalpha-type domain-containing protein. The coding region runs from base 1 to 1458 and encodes 485 amino acids. The record is from RefSeq and is a predicted model, not a curated record. The transcript is spliced from 7 exons. Lineage: Eukaryota; Fungi; Basidiomycota; Agaricomycetes; Agaricales; Mycenaceae. Gene Ontology annotation, biological process: transcription initiation at RNA polymerase II promoter; transcription open complex formation at RNA polymerase II promoter. Gene Ontology annotation, cellular component: transcription factor TFIIE complex.
AUGUUGACGACGGAAGAUCGCGAGACGCUUCGGCUGCUUGUUCAGCAUGUUUCCCGGGCAUUUUACGAGCCCAAAUACACCAUUAUCAUGGACCAGCUCGCGAGGCACACCGUCCUCAAGGACGAUGACUUGGCCAGUCGGAUGGGUCUCCAGCCCAAAGAACUGAACAAGAUCAUCGCGACGCUUUCCAACGAUAGGCUUGUACAAAUAUACCGGCAAAAUGAACUUCGUGAAGGAGCCCAGCGUGCCACCUCGAAGCAAUAUUACUACAUCGACUACGAACAUUUCUGCAACGUUGUCAAAUGGAGAAUAGCGCGAAUGAGAAAGCAAAUCGACACCAAGGCUAGGAAUGAGCUUGACAACAAGGGCUACAUUUGCCCUCAAUGCAAAGCCUCGUACACGCCACUGGAAGUCGACAAGCUCAUGGACAUGACGUUGAACGCCCUUAUAUGCGAGAUAUGCCAUGCCGAAGUAAUCGACAACGAGGAGGCUGAAUGUGUAUUGGGAAACAAAGACCGGAUGCAACGGUUCAACCACCAGAUGCGGUUUAUUCGUGCAGGGCUGCAGAAGAGUGAGGACAUGACGAUGCCUGCUUUUGAUGUUGCAACUUGGGUCAAGGCUCAUCAACCCGAUACCGAGAAACAAGCUGAAGCGACGCCUGGGGCCGGUCUCAAAAUUGCCGGCUCUGACGGUGUCAAAUUUGAAGAUGUGGGCAUUGGUGUCCUCAUUUCAACAGACAAAGACGAGGCCACACGUCGAAGAGAACGGGACGAGCAGGCGCAGGCGAAACGACAGCAGAACACUUUGCCAGAGUGGCAUCGUGUUAGUACGGUCUCGGGGCAGCUUACGGCGCUGGGAACCGAGCAACAGGCUCGUGAGGCGGCAAAAGAGGCGGAGAUGAUGCAGGCUGGAGCGGGUGGAAGCUCCAACGACGAUAUCUUACGGGGUUUGGGUAUUAUUGGGAUGAAGAACGGGAAGGAUCAGAAGCCGUCGAUAACCUUCACGCCUCAGGUGGAUGUCAAGCCGGUCAUCAAUGCGGAGUCGCAAUAUUACGACCACUAUUACGCCUCAUUGCAAAACUCUGCGCAGCCUACGCCAACUUUGAGUAUGCCAGGGAGCUCAGACUUUGACGACAUUGAAGAGGAGGACCGGAAGCCGCAGCCUGAGUAUCUUGACUCGUUGAACGAGUACAAGAAACGGUCGCGUUCGCGUGAGGAGAUGGUCACGCCCAACAAGACGCCAAAAUUGGAGGAGCCGGAACCAGUGAUUUUGACAAAUGGUCAUAUAGAUGUGGAGAUGGAAGUAGAGCCGCUGCCAGAGGCACCCAAAGACGACCCGAUUGUGUAUGUGAACGGCAACCCGAUGCCCUUUUCACAGGUCACAGAAGCAGAGCACGACUUGAUGACGCCAGAGGAGUAUACUGCAUAUUUCCAAGUCGCACAGGAGCAGGAGAUGUAA